This is a messenger RNA of Ostertagia ostertagi, 543 nucleotides long. NCBI's taxonomy places the organism in Eukaryota, Metazoa, Nematoda, Chromadorea, Rhabditida, Trichostrongylidae. The record is from the annotation of a GenBank genome assembly.
AUGGUAGCUGACGUUGCGCGAAGCAAGUUUACUACCUUCGGCAGAGCGUGUAGAGUUUCCGAGAACAAAGUGCUUUGUCAUCCGUCCUCGGUCGACAGCAUUCCAACCAGCUGCAAUCAGGAAGAUCACGUCAGUAUGGGAGGAUUCAGCGCUCGAAAAGCGCUUACUGUCGUCGAACACGUGGAAGCUGUACUCGCUAUGGAGCUGUUGGCUGGCUGCCAAGGUAUAGAAUUCCUCAAACCGCUCGUCUCUACUGCACCACUCAACAAAGUCUAUCAACUGGUUCGCUCUGUUAGCGCGCCUCUGACCGAAGAUCGUUUUAUGCAUCCUGACAUCGAAGCAAUUAUUCAAUUGUUGAGAGAUAAUAAGGUCUGGGAAUGUGUACGGCCGCAUCUGAAGACGCUGAAGGAAAUGGAAGAGCUGGACCCAGAUGCGCUCCGUAUUGACGCCAAAACCCCUACUGGCAUUGUGAUGUCCGAAAGGCUUGAGACACCGGCAACCGGCUCUGAUGAACACUGCUCUGAUCAUGAACAACCGCACUGA